UCCACUAUGAAAUCCACAUAAAUCCAUCAAUGGAUAAACCCUCUUACCUCCACGCGGCCGAGGGCUAGCCUCACCUGGAGCUUUAUUAUUCGCGCGUGCCCCCCAAACGAUCCCCUAAACCUCGUUCAUGGCUUCCAUUCUCCGGCCAACCGCGACAUCGCUUCACAAAACCCUCUCACUUCCAUGGCUUUCUUUUCCACCACCUAACUCCUGUGCAACCUUCACUCCAACCAGAAGAAGGUCAUCGAAGUGCAAUGCUUUCUUCGGAGAAAUUCCCGGUGAUUUCUUUCAAAACGCUGUCCAUAUAGACGAUUCCAAUCCAUUGUUUCCUCUUCUCAAGUUUGGUGUCUCCCAGUUCGAACAAUUCACUGUCGGGUUGCCGGAAAACGGGCGGUGGGUCAUCCUCACGGCCACCGGACUUGGCUGGAUUUACUUGACGGCGAGGCCGGGAGUACUGAUGGGCGCUAUUGACACUUACAUUCUGGCCCCCUUGCAGCUGGGCUUCGAUAGUUUGAUUGGCAGAAGGAACUUGAAGAUGAGUGAUUUCGUUGUGGGUGAGAGAUUGGGGGAAGGAUCGUUUGGCGUUGUCUAUUCCGGCGCCAUUGUGCCCAAGAAUAUUUCCGUGGAAGAAAGGGUGGGGAAGGCCAAGAAACGAUUGGAGAAUGAUGACAGGUUCAAAGACAGAGUAAUCUUGAAAAAGGUGAAGGUGGGAACUAAAGGAGCAGAAGAAUUUGGUGACUACGAGGAGUGGUUUAACUAUAGGGUUUCGAGAGCAGCCCCUAAAUCAUGUGCUGAGUUCCUUGGAAGUUUUGUUGCUGAUCGAACUCGUCUUGAGUUUACAAAAGGAGGCAAAUGGCUCGUGUGGAAAUUUGAGGGUGACAGAACUCUGGCAAACUACUUGAACGGUCGCAAUUUCCCAUUCAACAUAGAGUCGGUCAUGUUCGGACGAAUCCUUGAAGGACUCAACAACCCAAUCAAAAGAAGCGCAUUGAUUAUUAAACAGAUAAUGCGACAAAUAAUCACUUCUCUUAAAAGGAUCCAUGAUACAGGCAUUGUUCAUCGUGAUAUAAAACCAGCCAAUUUGGUGGUGACAAAAAAGGGUCAGAUCAAACUUAUAGAUUUUGGUGCAGCGACGGAUCUUCGCAUUGGCAAGAACUACAUACCUGAUAGUGGAUUGCUUGACCCUGAUUACUGUCCCCCUGAACUUUUUGUGCUUCCAGAAGAAACUCCAACUCCUCCCGAACCUAUUGCAGCCAUUUUGUCUCCAGUUCUGUGGCAGCUUAAUAGUCCUGAUCUUUUUGAUACGUACUCUGCCGGCAUAAUACUCAUGCAAAUGGCAGUCCCCAGUUUAAGAUCUGCUGCUGCUCUGAAGAACUUUAAUUCAGAACUGAAGGCAGUUGGCCAUAAUUUGAUUAAAUGGAGGGAAGUCACUCGUUCGAGGCCAGAUCUGCGCAUUCUAGAUCUUGAUUCAGGCAGAGGUUGGGACUUAGCGACGAAACUUGUUUCAGAGAGAGGCUUUCUUAGAAGAGGCCGGCUAUCUGCAGCUGCUUCCCUAAGGCAUCCAUAUUUCUUGUUGGGUGGAGAUCAGGCUGCUGCUGUAUUAUCAAAAUUGAGUUUGAACAAGCAAUGAAAUCACCCAACUUUCUGCAAAAUACUUGGUCUAUAAGAGCCUAAUGGUGUGCUCAUUAAAAGAAAAGGAGAUGGAUUGAGCUCGCAAUCAACAAGAAGGUUGUACCCUCAUACACGCCAGUCAGUAUAGGCCUCUAAAUUUGUAUUUAAAGUUCUAUGUGUAUAUAUUAUGUGAAUGAUUUCUCUUUAAAUUGUCACGU
Molecule: messenger RNA, 1829 nt
Organism: Phalaenopsis equestris
Lineage: Eukaryota; Viridiplantae; Streptophyta; Magnoliopsida; Asparagales; Orchidaceae
Product: serine/threonine-protein kinase STN8, chloroplastic
Exons: 5
Coding region: 128-1630 (500 amino acids)
Biological process (GO): protein phosphorylation
Molecular function (GO): ATP binding; protein kinase activity
Source: RefSeq, a predicted model, not a curated record